Messenger RNA from Planococcus citri (citrus mealybug), 921 nucleotides. RefSeq names its product U8 snoRNA-decapping enzyme-like. Gene Ontology annotation, molecular function: snoRNA binding; phosphodiesterase decapping endonuclease activity. Bases 152 to 805 code for a protein of 217 amino acids. Gene Ontology annotation, biological process: sno(s)RNA catabolic process; mRNA catabolic process. The record is from RefSeq and is a predicted model, not a curated record. The transcript has 4 exons. Lineage: Eukaryota; Metazoa; Arthropoda; Insecta; Hemiptera; Pseudococcidae. Gene Ontology annotation, cellular component: nucleus.
UUUUUUUAAUCAGUAAUCAAAAAUGUUAUCGGCUUUAGAUAACACAACUUUCUGCAAAUUAAGAUUAAAAAUCUCACUAUAAAAUGAAAAAUAUAAAGCCGACGUUACAUUAAUUACAGAUCAAUUUCAUAACGAAGGUCAUCCCCUCAAAAUGGAUAACUCAAAAACCGGUGAUUUAACAUGGGGACAUUUAGAAGACACAGAAGUCUUUGGCCGAAGAGCUGUCGAGGACGAUUACAUCGUAGUCGACAAAGAAACCGCAUCUAAAAAGUAUCAAAUUGAUGCCGAAGCUAGUCAUUGUAUAAUCUACGCGAAAAGUGAUCGGAUGAUAUUCGACGUGUAUUGCUGUCGAGCUGUAAUUCUAAUGCAUAUGCGAUUCGAUGGUUAUAUUGGAUUUCCUGGCGGUUUGGUUGAUCCGGGCGAAGACGACGUUGCCUCUCUGAAUCGUGAACUUAUCGAAGAGUUGAAUUUAGAUUUAUCUAAGCACAGAGUCGAGCCUAAAGAUCACAUCAUUUCACAUUAUAAUACCAAAAAUAAAUUACUGUUGCAUUUUUACGGAUUGGAAAUCAAUUUGAAGGAUAUGGAGGAGCUUGAGAGACGUGCUCUUCAAGCUAAAGAUCACGGAAGUGAGGUAUUAGGAAAUAUCAGAGUUCCUCUUUAUACGAUGGGUGAUGGAGUUCGAGGUUUCCCAGUAUUUUUACGAAACCAGUUCAUCGGCAAUGCCAGGCAACAGUUGUUAUAUACUCUUGAAAAAUACGGUAUUAUGAAAAAAGAUGAAAUUGAGAGAGCUCUUCAUGCUUUUUGAGUCGUUGAAAAUUCAACUUUUUGACAUUUCCAAUUUAGGUUUUAUUUUGUAAUUCCACAAUUUGUAAUUUGUAUCAUUGUUAUGCAGCGAGUAUUAUUAAAAUUGUUAUUCGUGUA